AUGAAUUUUGUAUUGUCAACACCACGUCCAGUUUUUGUUAAAAGUGUUGCAACUGGUCAAAAUCGACAUACAGCGGAAUACAUUUCAGAUGAAAUAAAAAAAGUAUUAAUUGAGUUAAAUCCUAUGAAAUUUGUUACUCUAAUUGGUGAUAAUGCUGCAAAUAUUCAAAAAAGCUUCAUGUUGCUUAAAAAUAUGUAUCCUCGUUUAGUUCCUCUUAAUUGUUUAGCACAUUCUAUAAACCUACUGUCCAAUGAUAUUGUAAUCCUUCAGUCUUUAGUCAAUUUAAAAUCAGACAGUUUAUCAAUUGUAAAAUCAAUUAAUCGUUCGCAGAUACUCAAAGCUUGCUUAGAGAACAUUUAUAAAGAACAAAACAUUUUAUGUUCCCUAAAACUACCAUCUCCAACAAGAUGGGCCAGUUUUUUUAUAUUGCCUGGAAAGUUUAAGCUCAACUAA
Molecule: messenger RNA, 453 nt
Organism: Macrosiphum euphorbiae (potato aphid)
Lineage: Eukaryota; Metazoa; Arthropoda; Insecta; Hemiptera; Aphididae
Source: the annotation of a GenBank genome assembly